Messenger RNA from Solanum dulcamara, 801 nucleotides. RefSeq names its product protein IQ-DOMAIN 12-like. The record is from RefSeq and is a predicted model, not a curated record. The transcript has 4 exons. The coding region runs from base 1 to 696 and encodes 231 amino acids. Gene Ontology annotation, molecular function: protein binding. NCBI's taxonomy places the organism in Eukaryota, Viridiplantae, Streptophyta, Magnoliopsida, Solanales, Solanaceae.
AUGGGAAAGAGAAGAAACUGGUUUACCUUUGUCAAGAGACUUUUCAUUCCUGAAACAGAACCAAUAGCUGAUCAAAAGAAACCAAAGAGAUGGAAAUGUUGCUUUUUGAAAAAGUUCAAGUUGAGGAAAUGUCCUGCCAUAACAUCAGCUCCUCAGCAAACAUUAACUGAGGUGAAAGAACAACAAAGGAAACAUGCUUUUGCAGCUACUGCCAAUGCUGCUGCUGAUGUUAUCCUUCUAACGAAUGCUCCAAAUGAAUUCAAAAGGAAACACAAAAAAGCUACCAUUAAAAUCCAAAGUGCUUAUCGUGCUCACCUGGCCAAGAAAGCAUUAAGUACUAUAAAGGGUCUUGUGAAGCUUAAAGCAGUGAUUAGAGGUGAAAUUGUCAGAAGAAGACUUAUUGCCAAAUUGAAUUUCAUGUUGCCACUUCAUCAAAAGCCAAACACAAGAGUUUAUCAAAUUAAACUCCCUACUUUAGAAGAUUAUCAUGACUAUAAGGACAAAAAACUCAUCAAUAGUCCAAGGGAAAUUAUGAAAUCUAAAGAACUAAAGCUUAAAUGCAAGAGCCUUAGGGCUUCGAAUUUCAAUUUGUCUUCAGAACAAGACAGUGAAGCCUUGUGGCCAAGAAGAGAAGAAGCCAUUGACAAACGAGAGCAUUUGAUGAAAUACUUGUUUUCACUUAGGACAAAAUCCUAGAUUUGCAGCAUUACUUCUGGACAUGAAAACAAUCAGAAAAAUGGAGCUAUAAUUGAAGCUUCAAACUUCUUGAGUAAUCUAUCUACAGUUGAUUGAUGAAAGCCA